AUGUCAAUUUCCGUGUCUCAAUUAACGAAUAUAGAUUCUGAAUGCAGAGACUCACUCUCUCUAACCUCACCUAAUACGGAUCAUGGACUUGAGGGUAUCGGAGAUUUAUCAGAUUUCAAUGCAGACCUCGUGGAGAACAUACUCGCCCUGCUAGAUGAACAUACCUCUCUCGCACCAUCGUAUUCUCCUGCCGUAUCAGCACGCUAUGUAUCUACUCCCCGCAGCAUCAGUCAAUGGGUCCAAAAACUGCCCAGUAAUUUUUCGACAGCUACUCCGCCAGCUAUCUCUGAUGUUGAUACAAUAACUUCCAACUAUGAGCCUAGUCAUGGAAAUUCGCAUGUAAAUCAGGAAGAGUCAUCGAGACAGAUCGCGCCAAAUCCUACACAUUCGAGUGAAGAGUACCGCACAUGGCUGCCUCGUGUCACUUCACUACUCCCAAAGGUAGCCUCAUACGAAUCGCCAGAACAUCCAACCACUACAUCAAGCUUUCAUAGAAGUAAAAAUGGUCUUAAUAAUGGGCUAGAAUUUCCAGCAAUUCCAAGUCGAAUGGGUCGCAAUUCUGAUCGAAUGUCUGCGCUACGACGGACAGCUGUGUCUCCCACGCCGCUACCAUCCAAGAAGAGAUCAGGCUCGAUGCCAAACAUGAGGACUAGUGUAAAACCAAUGAAUUCAGGGGUACUGGAGGCUUACUCACGUAAAAGCCAACCAAUACGGAUUCGAACGCCGGUAUCAAAUGAGACAACGGAGUAUUGCUUUCCUUUGCCUCCAAUCAGCACUACUUUAUUCCCUCGUAACUCGAGCUCUCCCGUUAGUAUAAAUGAGGAAAGCGAAAUUUCAUCUCACCAGAAUACGCCUCGAGUUGGACAGAAAAUUUCUGAUUCUCUUCUUAGACCAAGUAUGAUCAGUCUCGUCACAGAAAUAGAGCCGUAUCAUAAGUACAAAAACGUGGGACAGGAGUUGAAAAAACAGACGGAGUGUGAUGUAAAAGAAACUCCGGGGCAGUCACGAACCAAAUAUCAGGCUCCUCCCCGCCGCCCAGCUACUAUUCGAAAUUCUUUUAUAUGCCUUGAUAUUCCUACUCCCCCGUCUCCAACCUAUAACCGUCGAGUUAAAUCUGCUCUCUUGACUUCACAAGGUGUAGGUCUAGAUGCCCAAGGUUUAGCCGACAGCAUGCAGCGCCAAAUAGGAAGCAUGAAUAAAAGCAUUCGAAACUCGCAGAAUAUCAAGCCAAGAAUUUCUCCAAAUGCAACGAAUUCUAGAACCAAUAUUAUAGCGUCUGUAGAGGACCAGCAUCUUCUAAAAGAAUGUCUAGUGAUAGGAUUAGAGGCACGACUUUUAACGGUUUAUCGAAGAUCUUUGACUAGCGCUAAAGUCGAGUGGCUAGUUGUUGACAAUGGCAUGGCUGCAAACGUAGACUUAGAUGGCGGCCGUUUACUGCUACGAUGCUUUGGUGAUGCUGUUGGUAAAAUUGAUUUCUUUACUGCUGAAGGAUCCUCACUUUUCCGCUUUCAGCACACUAGCAGUAAGACUUGGACCGCAACAUCGCUGAGUAUGAAUGAUGAAAAGAUGUACUUUAGUGUUCGGGAUGGUUCCUGGGAUUGUUGUGCACAUUUGGAAGUUUCUCUCUUUAAUAGGAAUGAUGAGGGCACAGAGACGUGGCUUGUCAGCGGCGAUCAACAGAUGAAGCGACUUGAUAUUUGGCAAGGUGAUCGAAUAGUAGCAAUGAUUCGGGAUUUUGGGGACCACGAGUAUCAAAUCAAAGUCUUCCCAAACACAAACUGGUGUAUAGUCACGGCACUAGCAACCUUUUUUGAUGAAUGGAGGACGACUCGUGUCGGUUUGGCUUUAUAG
This is a messenger RNA of Blumeria graminis f. sp. triticale, 1851 nucleotides long. Lineage: Eukaryota; Fungi; Ascomycota; Leotiomycetes; Helotiales; Erysiphaceae. The record is from the annotation of a GenBank genome assembly.